AAGCCCGCAGCACUGUGCUUCCUGGCGUACUCUCAGUGUAACUGUGAGAGACGCUUGCUUGACCUUCCCUCUCGUCCUCUCCUGAUGUGUUGCUCAUUCUUCACCUCCUCCUCGUCGUUACCGGGCGUCUGACGUUUGGACGACGGCUGCGUUCAUGAAAAAAAUGGGUUGUGGAAAUUCGUCGGCCGCCAGCACCUCAGGAGGGGGGCCAUCCGAAGCCUCCAGGGAUGUGACAGAAGAUCCCUUGGCAGACGAUGAGAAAAGAAGGAACUAUGGCGGGGUGUACGUGGGGCUCCCGGCGGAUUUGACCACGGUGGCCGCAAGUCAGUCCAAGCCGAGCCGGAAAGACUAGCGGUCAUCAGUGAAGAGGACCCCCAAAAGAGGCAUAUUCACCUUGAGGCACCCUCUAUGGACUCCACCUUGGUGACUUCAGUGAGUGACGCGUCAGCCUUUUUCACGCGUCAGCCUUUUUCACGCGCCGCCUGAGUCAAGAUGCAGACUUUUUGUCAGGUCUCAGAAGACGGCUUUGCCUCGUGGACUCGUUACGGAAGGCGCAGCCACACAGAGCCGAGCUCUGCGGACGCCAAUUAUCAUCCUUCAAAAAAGAAGAAAAAAAAAGAUGGGCAUGGAAGUGGACAAGCGCCCUCUAGGGGAUUUAGGGUUAGGGUUAGAACAACGGGCAGAGAGCGUCGUGACCGGACCUGUCAGUCACCGUGAUGAAAUGUCGCUGGCCAAUUAAGAUUUUAUUUGAUUAUUAUUUCUCUCAUUAGCGGUCCGCAAAUAGCAAUCGCCACAUCAGUGACUCACUGCGGGCCACAACGAGAAUGUCAGAGAACCGUCGGGUGGUCCUUCAAGCUACGCUCACAAGCCACAAUAUAAAAUUUGGUAGACCUACACAAAUCUCUUACAAUCCUACAAAUUAAGGAAAAAAUAAAAAGUCUUAAAUAAAAUGAAUCAGAACUAUAGUGACGUAAUAAUGUGCAGGUGUACCUAAUGUUGUGGCCAUCGAGUGAACCCUCACAGACGUUGUACAUGACAUUUCUGAAUGUCCUUGUGAUGUUUCACUCUUACUAUCUUGGUAAAAAUCGUCCCAUGAAAAAAAACAAAUGCACUGACCUUGGAAUAUGUUCCCCUUAAUUCAACACGGAUAUGACAAAUCUAUAAUUUGAAGGCUGAGAGGAACAAGAGGCACAUUUGCAAGACAUCCUCUCCACUUAAUAAUAGCUGUGAUCCUGUUUUUUUCUUAUGCCACUUACGUAUUGUCUCACCUUUAAAGAAUAUAAAAUCUCAAAUUAUU
This is a messenger RNA of Syngnathus typhle (broad-nosed pipefish), 1297 nucleotides long. RefSeq names its product overexpressed in colon carcinoma 1 protein homolog. The transcript has 6 exons. The record is from RefSeq and is a predicted model, not a curated record. The coding region runs from base 155 to 352 and encodes 65 amino acids. Lineage: Eukaryota; Metazoa; Chordata; Actinopteri; Syngnathiformes; Syngnathidae.